Molecule: messenger RNA, 2461 nt
Organism: Raphanus sativus (radish)
Lineage: Eukaryota; Viridiplantae; Streptophyta; Magnoliopsida; Brassicales; Brassicaceae
Product: U-box domain-containing protein 2
Exons: 4
Coding region: 245-2347 (700 amino acids)
Biological process (GO): protein ubiquitination
Cellular component (GO): cytoplasm; nucleus
Molecular function (GO): ubiquitin-protein transferase activity; protein binding
Source: RefSeq, a predicted model, not a curated record
CCAAAAAAAGUCAAAAUAUAAUAAAUAAUUUUUGAAUAUAUAUAUGAUUUUUACAUAAACACACGCCUAAUAAGGUUUGAAGUAAGAGACUCGACAAUAGCCUAACACAUUUAUCAAGAACCAAAAUAAAUAAAUUUUGUAACGACUAAGCAGACAGAGAAAGCUGAAACUGCCAUUUGCUUUCGGACGCACAACACUAUAAACUCAUGUUCUUGUUUUUUUUUAAACAUAACGCAAGGUACAUAUGGAGGGGGAGUCUAGGUUAAGAGUUCUUCUCGAUAACAUCUCCUCGUAUCUCAGUAUAUUAUCAUCAACGGACAAGUUAUCUUCAAAUCCAGGUCAUAAGUAUUACACCAGAGGAGAAGAGAUUGCAAAGCUUCUUAUGCCUUUUCUUGACAACCUUGUUGUCUCUAAUGCGUCUCCUAACGAAUUGCUUAGCAAAGGCUUUGAAGAGUUAUCUCAAUACCUUGAUGAGCUAAGAGAGAAUUUUGAGAGCUGGAAACCUCUUUCUAGUAGAAUCUUCUAUGUUCUUAGAAUUGAAUCAUUAGCAUCAAAGUUGAGGGAAUCAAGUUUGGAAGUCUUUCAGCUUCUCAAGCUCUUACCUGUUGAUUUGGUCUCACCAUCUUGUGAGGACUGCAUAGAACUGGUAAAGCUAAUGGGAAGAGAGGAAGUUUCUUAUACUAUUGAUCUAGCUCUGAUAGAUCAAAGAAAAGGUCUUGAACUUACUACAGAGGUUCUGGUGAAAAUUGCUGAGAGUGUUGGUUUGAGAUCCAACCAGGAUAUUCUGAUUGAAGGUGUACUACUUGCAAACUUGAAGGAAAAUGCCGAGUUUGCCGAGAACAACAAGGAAGCUGAGUUUAUAGAUGGACUGAUCUCUCUGAUAACGCAAAUGCAUGAUUACCUUGGCAACAUAAAGCAGUCUGACUCUCAGUUACCUUCUGACUUUUACUGCCCUCUAUCACUUGAGCUUAUGACUGAUCCUGUCAUUGUGGGAUCUGGUCAAACAUACGAACGGGCAUUUAUCGAACAAUGGUUUGACAUGGGGCUCAUGGUUUGCCCAAAGACAAGACAGGCUUUAUCUGGGACCAGUUUGGCACCUAACUUCACUGUCAAGGCAUUCAUUGCCAACUGGUGUGAAUCAAACAAUGUCAAUCCUCCUGAUCCAAUGGAGUUGAUUCACUCAACUCAGCCUUUCCCUCUUCUUGUUGGAUCAGGUUCCAGUGGUUAUCUGCCUCUUCCUGUAAUGGAUGAUACACUUAAGUGCAACCAUAUAGAAUCAGUAGCUGCUACCAAAUGGGAGGAGCUGCGUCAGGUCUUAACUAGGUCUGCUUCUGCACCAGGCAUUGUCUCUGAAAUGGCUUCCAAAGACAAAAGAAGCACUAAUGUUGUUGCUGCUGCUGCUACAUCAUUGAGGCGUAUACGUGACCCCUGGAUCAUCAUCCCAGUGACCAUAAAAGAAACUGAAAGCAGUUCAAGCAUGGAAGCAGAGGUGAAGAAACUGAUUAAGGAACUGGAGAGUUCUUCUCUAGAUGCACAAAGAGAGGCCACAUCUCAGAUCAGGAUACUAACAAGAAACAGUAUAGACCAUCGCCCUGUGUUUGUCAGGUGUGGAGCAAUCAAUUCGUUAGUCAAUAAGCUUUACUCCAAGGACGAGAGGAUCCAAGAGGACGCUGCAACUUGCUUGCUGAACUUUACCCUCAACGUCAACUAUGUCAUCACGAGUAGUGAAGCUACCGAGCCGUUCAUUCACGUUCUCAAAACAGGAAACAUAGAAGCCAAAGCGAACGUUGCAACAACUCUAGUAAGCUUGUCUAGGACCCAAGAGAACAAGAGAAAGAUAGUAGAAGCCGGAGCUAUCGAGCCACUAGUUGAGCUAAUGGGACAUGGAAGUCAAGCAGCAAAGAAAGACGCAGCCACUGCUCUAUUCAACCUCUUGCAACGCAACAGGGAGAAAGAGAAAGUAAUCAAAGCUGGAGGAAUUAGGUACUUAGUUAAGAUGAUGGAUCCGGCAGGUGGACUGGUGGAGAGAGCUGUGGUUGUUUUGGCUAAUCUUGCAAACGUGCCACAAGCAAAGAUGGAGAUUAGAGAUGAAGGAGGGAUACCACUAUUGGUGGAGCUUGUGGAGUUAGGUUCACCAAGAGGGAAAGAGAAUGCAGCAGCAGCACUUUGCCUUCUUUGUAUGGAUAGCUCAAGAUUCUGUAACACUGUCAUAAGAGAAGGAGCUAUUCCACCUCUUGUGGCUCUUACUAGAUCAGGAACAGCUAGAGCCAAAGAGAAGGCAAAGAGUCUUCUUAAGUAUUUUGAAGCCGUUAAACAAGAGAACCAAGAGAACCAGAGGCGAAGCUGAUCUUAGUUUACUGCAAAGGUUGUACUACUAAACCUAUACAUAUAUGAGACAUCUGCAUGUAUAUGAUGCUAAUAUUAUACAGUAAUUUAUAUGGAAAACAUGUAUGCUAUGUGA